Drosophila navojoa is the source of this 649-nucleotide messenger RNA. It is a transcript of the gene Taf11, whose product is annotated as TATA-box binding protein associated factor 11. The record is from RefSeq and is a predicted model, not a curated record. Gene Ontology annotation, molecular function: protein heterodimerization activity; RNA polymerase II general transcription initiation factor activity. NCBI's taxonomy places the organism in Eukaryota, Metazoa, Arthropoda, Insecta, Diptera, Drosophilidae. Gene Ontology annotation, cellular component: nucleus; transcription factor TFIID complex. Gene Ontology annotation, biological process: RNA polymerase II preinitiation complex assembly; transcription initiation at RNA polymerase II promoter.
UUCGACAAUUAAUAGCUGUUUAUUUUCAACGAAAUGGAUGAAAUUCUGUUUCCCACACAAAAUUCCUUAAGCGACAAUGAUGAUGGUGAUUUAAAAUUCUUUAACACCGCUACCGAAAGCCGCAAAGACAGCGAAACCUCCGACACAGCAGAUGUUGAUGGCAGGGAUAUUAAGAAUGAUGGCGAUGCAGAUGGUGACUCCGGCGAGCCAUCUCAAAAGAAGCUGAAAACCAAAAAGGAGCUAGAAGAAGAGGAACGCGAGCGCAUGCAGGUGCUAGUGUCUAACUUUACGGAAGAGCAGCUUGAUCGCUAUGAGAUGUAUCGUCGCUCUGCAUUUCCGAAGGCUGCAGUCAAAAGGCUUAUGCAGACUAUAACUGGGUGCUCGGUGUCUCAAAACGUGGUUAUAGCCAUGUCGGGCAUAGCCAAAGUGUUCGUUGGUGAAGUGGUGGAAGAAGCUCUGGAUGUAAUGGAGCAGCAAGGCGAAUCAGGUGCACUGCAGCCAAAAUUCAUUCGGGAAGCUGUGCGAAGGCUACGCAGAAAGGGACGCAUGCCCAUUGGGCGCUUUCAGCAGCCGUAUUUUAGACUAAACUAGACUUAAGAACUAGGUUAAGGCCCGUAGUUAGUGAGUGAAAACACUCGUACUCCAUAUA